ACACCCAGAGCCUGUGCUGCCGCCUGGGCUGCUGCCUCUUCCCUAAUGGCACGGCCUACAGCUUCUAUGAGGUGACCCUCAAUGGGACGGCUUUCCUCAGCUUCCAUGUCCCCAAUGCCACCUGGGAGCGGCGCUGGCCUGGCAGGGAUGCGGUGGCCACCUUUGCUGAGAGGGAGCUGAUGAAGUACCCCAUGACGACCCGGGACCUCCAGCAUUUCCUCAACACCACCUGCGUUGACAUCUUGCGGGCUCAGAGUGCCUGGACAGGAAAACAGAGCAGCCGGUCGCAUGCCCCGCUGGUGCUGGGCCUGAUCCUGGGGUCCUUUGCCUUGCUGGGCAUGGCUGUGGGGAUCUUCUUGUGCACAGGAGGGAGCUGCUAG
Messenger RNA from Pelecanus crispus (Dalmatian pelican), 380 nucleotides. The record is from RefSeq and is a predicted model, not a curated record. NCBI's taxonomy places the organism in Eukaryota, Metazoa, Chordata, Aves, Pelecaniformes, Pelecanidae.